This is a messenger RNA of Hippocampus comes (tiger tail seahorse), 5030 nucleotides long. RefSeq names its product low density lipoprotein receptor b (gene ldlrb). The transcript is spliced from 18 exons. Bases 147 to 2738 code for a protein of 863 amino acids. Gene Ontology annotation, biological process: receptor-mediated endocytosis. The record is from RefSeq and is a predicted model, not a curated record. Gene Ontology annotation, cellular component: signaling receptor complex; plasma membrane; apical plasma membrane. Gene Ontology annotation, molecular function: calcium ion binding; protein binding; hormone binding. Lineage: Eukaryota; Metazoa; Chordata; Actinopteri; Syngnathiformes; Syngnathidae.
UCUCAGUGACGCUUUUGCUGCUUCCGCGCCGCCAAACACCAGAGCUCCCCCGCUGCAGUGUACCGGUAACCUCGCCCCGUCCUCCAUUGGAAGCAGCAGUGACAUUUCGCCUCGUUCAAGUGGGGAAUAACUAGCGAGUGUCGGAUAUGUGGCGACUGUGCACGUGCCUCCUGAUGCUUAUUAAUUGCUCGGCAAUAACGGCAUAUGAAUGCAGUUCCACUCAGAUCAAGUGUGCGAACACCCGUUGCAUCACCCGCAGGUGGGUUUGUGAUGGCACCGACGACUGUGGCGAUGGAACCGACGAACUGCCAGAAACCUGCGAGGCCAGAAAGUGUCUAGAGUCAGAGUUUAGCUGUGGUGCCCCCCAGCAUAGGUGUGUACCGCAGAACUGGCACUGCGAUGGCAGCGCGGACUGUGAAAACGGCACGGACGAGGAAAACUGCAUGGCAAAGGAGUGCACGGCCCAACAGUUUCGCUGUGCUUCCGGCGAGUGCAUCUCCGCCAGCUUCGUGUGCGAUCACGACAACGACUGCCCGGAUAGCUCCGACGAAGCUUCCUGCCCGAAACCCACCUGUAGCCCGCUAACCUUCCAGUGUAACAACACGGCGUGCAUUUCCAAUAUCUGGCUCUGCGACGGCGACAAAGACUGCAGCGAUGGCUCGGACGAGUGGCCGGAGAACUGUGCCGACAAGCAGCCCCGCAAGGAGGUUGUGGCUUGUCGGGAGCACGAGUUCCAGUGUGCUGAUGGAGAGUGCAUUAACGGGGGCUGGCGCUGUGACGGGAGCGCCGAGUGUUACGAUCAGUCGGAUGAAGUCAACUGCACUCACCCCACCUGUUCCCCAGAUGAGUUCCAGUGUAGCGACGGCACUUGUAUCCACGGCAGCCGUCAGUGCGACAAAGUGCAUGAUUGCCCAGACUCCAGCGAUGAGAUCGACUGCCAAGCAGAAAACGUGUGCGAUGGCCCCGCUCAGUUCAAGUGUAGCAGCGGCGAGUGCAUCAGCAUGUCCAAGGUGUGCGACAAGCAGAGAGACUGUCGAGACAGUUCAGAUGAACCGGUCGGACAGUGCGAUCGCAAUGAGUGCUUGGUCGGGAAUGGCGGGUGCUCCCACGGUUGCAUCGAUCAGAAGCUCGGCUACAGCUGCUCCUGCCCUGUUGGGUACACAUUGAAGGCAGACAAAAGAGGUUGUGAAGACAUCGACGAAUGUGUAGACCCCGACAUUUGCAGUCAGAUUUGCAUCAACGAGCCCGGCAGCUACAAGUGUGAUUGUCAAGACGGCUAUGAGAUUGACCCUGUCAGCAAGAAGUGCAAAGCUGCUUCAGGCACCACGCCCACACUUUACUUCACCAAUAGGCAUGAUGUGAGGAAGGUGACGGUGGAUCGCAGUGAGUACAUGCGUGUGGUGAGCGGCCUGAAGAACGCCGUGGCUCUGGACAUGGACAUGGCAAACAAGAUCAUCUUCUGGUCCGACCUUUCGCUCAAGAAAAUCUUCAGCUCCGAAAUCGACGCGGCUGCCAACUCCUCCCAGCCCACUGUGGUCAUCGGCGAUGGGAUCGAGGCCCCGGAAGGCCUCGCCGUUGACUGGAUCCACGGCAACAUCUACUGGACCGACAGUUCUUUGCGGCACAUCUCCGUGGCGACAACAGACGGCCACAAGAGAAAGACACUGAUCGCCGACAAUCUUCAGAAGCCGAGAGCCAUCACGGUGGAUCCUGUGAACAACUUCAUGUACUGGACUGACUGGGGCGAGGAGGCGAAGAUAGAAAAGAGCGGCUUGAAUGGAGCCGACCGCGUUGCCUUGGUAACGGACAACAUUGCCUGGCCUAAUGGAAUCACCCUCGACCUUAUCAACCAGCGCCUCUACUGGGUAGAUUCCAAGAUACACACCCUGUCCAGCGUGGACGUGAACGGUGGGACCAGACAUACUCUCAUUCUCAGCGAAGAAAAGCUCUCGCAUCCCCUCUCUCUGGCUGUCUUUGAGGAUAAAGUAUUUUGGACGGAUACGGGCAACAAUGCUGUUUUCAGUGCCAACCGAGCGACGGGACGGGACAUUACAGUGCUGGCCGCUGACCUGUCCCAGCCAGAGGAUAUCGUCCUCUACCACAACCUCAAGCAACCAAGCGGUUACAACUGGUGCACAGAGAGGAACAGUAUAAAUGGAGGGUGUGAGUUCCUCUGCCUUCCUGCUCCUGUCAUCAACCAGCGCUCGCCGAAAUACACCUGCGCAUGCCCCGAUCACAUGAGCAUGGCGCCUGACAUGAGGAAAUGUGUGGCAGGUUCCGUAACGCUUCCAACCAUAAGCAACAAGAGUGAGCCAGGCAAGGCCAUUACAACAACAACAACAGCAACAACAACAACAACAACAAUGACGACGGCCAAAGCUGCUGAAACAACCAUGACUACCUCGCCCAUCCGCCCCAGGAAACCCAAGGUCUCCCCUGCAGCCCAGCCUUCUACUCCAGCUCAAGUCAACAGACACGCAGAUGUGCCUGCAGAGGCGCAGUCGUCUCACACCGCCGCUCUCUACAUCGCGAUUCCAAUCGUGGUCAUGAUCAUGUUGCUGUUUGGAGCGGUGUUAUUGUGGAGACACUGGCGACUGAGAAACACCAACACCAUGCACUUUAUCAACCCCGUUUACCAGAAGACCACCGAGGACGAGAUGCAAAUCCGCAGGAACUCUGAAGGCUAUGUCCAUCUUCAGCGGCAAAUGCUGAGUACGGAGGACAUUGACGUUGCAUGAUCCCAACAUGCCAAAGACAUUCACUUUGAUGGUUGGUUGGUUGGUUGCUGAUUUUCCAGCAUGAAAAUGAAGCCAUUUUUGUUUUUCUAGAAUUAUUUUAUCAUUGCUGUCACUUUGUUUGUGACCUCGGCGCAAUCCAAAGAAGCACUAGACAUUACAUGAAUGAAGAUGGAGGAUUGGGUGGGGCAUACCUGCCUGCAGUAUGCCACCAAGUCAAACCCUCAACAUGUCAUCAGAAUCAGAAUUUCAGAAGACAAAGCUCUUACUUGCACAUCUUUUCUUUUGUGCGUGUCUGAAUGUAAAGGAGGAAAAAAAAAGCCUUUUGCAACUUUUCCAUAGCAUAUUUAUUCCUGACUGCUGCCUUGUGCUACUGUAAACCGCCCAAUGAAAUUUUCAACACAUGAUUAUGUCCAACAAAAUGCAAUGUGUGUAAACUCACUGCUGGAGAAGAGGCACACAUUGGACAAUGAGGUGGAUACACAGAAAAUCAAUGCCAUCAUGCAGUGCAAAAAGAGUUCAACCAGAAACGGCAAACAAAAUGCACGCUGGCAUGUCAUUCUACAAUAUUUAUAAAACGUGUACUUAAGCAAGCUUUGUCGCGCCCCCGGCCUGCCCGUGGACACGCAGGCGGGCACACGUGUGCAGUGAACAUUUCAUAGACGAGGACUGGUUUACAGUUUGAGAUGGGACACGGCAUGCAGCUGACAUUAAAAACCAAUGCCGUGCCGAGUAUUUUUAACAACCGGGCGAAAUGGGAGCUGAACUGGCCGAGGAAAGAUUUGCGCGACUUCUCAAAACCUUCGCGAUCUGUGGCAAUCCAGGUGACGCUUGCGGGGCUGUACAAAAUGCCAGCGGGGUCCACGCUCAUAAAUUAGGCCAUUGAGGCACUUGAUUAUUCAUGCAAGGUACGACAUAUUAGUUCCAGGAUUGUCCACGUGUUUGUAGCUUACAAAUGAGCACCAUUUCUGGUACACCUCCUGUUCCACUCAUUCUCCAAAGUGUAGACCAUCGUGCGCUGAAUCAGUCACAUCAAAAGUGGAAUCUCACUCGGUCAACUUAAUUCAUCAGAUUGGCUGGAAACGAUAUGGCUUUGUUCUUUCAGGAUUCACACGAGAUGCAUUCAAUUUGAAUUCAAAUGAAUUACAUAAUGGACAAAAUAUUAACUUGAAACUGCUGCACGUGUACAUAUGUAAAGUAUCCCUUUCAGGUUUCGUUUACUUAGUAAAAGUAUGUUUGUCCUCUCUCCAGAGAGUGUUGCGCACAUUUUGUUUUGUGACGUGUUAUGGUCUCUUUGAAUGAAGCGUUGGCGGUUUACAUUCUAAAUGCUUAAGCUGCUAAUUUUCCUGUUAACCAAAAAUGAAGAAGCUGUUUCAAUUGAAGAUGUCAAAUGUGACUGUCGGUAAUAAUGAAAAAAAAAUGUAAAUAGUCUGGAAUUAUUUUAUUAAACACUCUGUUGCCUUUUCUGUGUGCGCUGAAAUCGGGAAAUAUUGAAAAUUCCUGAGGUUAUUUAUUAAUGGGGUGGAUAUUUGAAGGUUCCUGAAUGUGUGGUGUUGUGCUAAAUGCCCAUACCUAUUCAUACUUUGGACAUAUUUUGAGAUUUUAUUUGCGGAAAUUGGCUCUUGUGUAAAGAACAUGGUAAGGUGGGAGGAAAUAUUGAUCAUCACUCCGUAUUAAAAUUUAGCAUUGCCAUUGUCUUAUACAUACAAUAUAUCUCACACACACACACAUAUGUAUACUGUGUGUGUGUGUGUGUGUUAUAUAUUUCAACUUCUUAGUUAUUGUCACUGUGUGAAGUUUAAUUUUGAGGCAAAACUACACAUUUAAUGUUUCAACAAACUGAAACUUAAAAUGUGUCUGACAUGAAUACUUUGAGCUUACUUUUACAUCUUGGCUCCUAUAUAGUCAAACUAUACAUCUGUUAUUUCAUCUGUUCAUAACUGCGUCUUUUUAAGAGAAAGUGCUGCGUGCACAAAACCUUUUUGUUUUUGUUUUUUGAGUGAUGACAAUCACAAUUUGUUGUGGAUUGUUAGGUUGUUUUUUUUUUUUUUGACUGUGUUUUUCCACUGUGAAAAGUCAGGCACAUGUGCUAAGUUGUAAAGCAGAAUGUGUCAACUUGUCCAUAGUUUACAUUGCUUGUUGAUUACUAUUUUUCUUUGUCAGGUAGUGUUUGUCUUUUUUGAAACAAUUCAAGAAGUGUCACUGAAAUACACUUGUUGUGUGUGUGUUUGUUUGUUUGUUUUGGUUUUGCCAGAUAAAAUUUGUGCUAUAAAAGGUGUCAAAGCUUUUACUGCA